AUGGGCGUUCGGGGGCGGGGCUUCGCCCCAGGGACGCCCCUUCUGGUCUGUGGGUGUGUCUGGGUGUCUAAGCCAAUAAGAGUGCGGGGGCGGGGCCUGGGUAAGAGCAGGAAACGGCGGCCGCGGCGGAGUCCCUGCCCUCCUGCCGCCAUGCUGCCCCUGCGCCUAUGCCGGCUGUGGCCCCUCAACCCUCCCAUGUGGUUCUUCGCAGCGGCCGCCCGGCAGCGGUCUGGCCCCAGUAACUACUAUGAACUCUUGGGGGUGCAGCCUGGUGCCAGUGCUGAAGAAGUUAAACGGGCUUUCUUCUCCAAGUCCAAAGAGCUGCACCCUGACCGGGACCCCGGGAACCCAGCCCUGCACAGUCGCUUUGUGGAGCUGAGUGAAGCAUACCAAGUGCUGAGCCGUGAGCAGAGCCGCCGCAGCUAUGACCACCAGCUCCGCUCGGCAGCUUCCCCAAAGUCUCCAGGAACCACAGCCCACCCCAGGUCUGCUCACCAGGCACACAGCAGUUCUGGGGCCCCCCACAAUGAACAAUACUGGGCCCAGUUUCAUAACGUGAGGCCUCAGGGGCCAGAGUCCAGGCAGCAGCAGCACAAACACAACCGGCGAGUGCUGGGGUACUGCCUCCUGAUCAUGCUGGCCGGGAUGGGCCUGCACUACGUCGCCUUCAGGAAGCUGGAGCAGUUGCAUCGUAGCUUCAUGGAUGAGAAGGAUAGGAUCAUCACAGCCAUCUACAACGACACUCGGGCCCGGGCCAGGGCCAACAGAGCCAGACUCCUGCAGGAGCAGCGGCAGAGGCAGCAGCUGCAGCCACCACCCGGGCCGCCCCAAGGCCCCGGGAUCGUGCCCCCGGGCCCCUGAGCGGCUCACCUUGGAGAGCUCUCCUUGGAUGGGGCCUGCAGGGUGCCCCCUUAUGGGACGCCCCACGCCCCAAAACGCGUGCAAUAAAGUGAU
Budorcas taxicolor (takin) is the source of this 954-nucleotide messenger RNA. RefSeq names its product DnaJ heat shock protein family (Hsp40) member C4 (gene DNAJC4). The transcript has 7 exons. The record is from RefSeq and is a predicted model, not a curated record. NCBI's taxonomy places the organism in Eukaryota, Metazoa, Chordata, Mammalia, Artiodactyla, Bovidae. The coding region runs from base 1 to 861 and encodes 286 amino acids.